This is a messenger RNA of Cyclopterus lumpus (lumpfish), 7767 nucleotides long. RefSeq names its product microtubule-associated protein 1Aa (gene map1aa). The transcript has 7 exons. Gene Ontology annotation, cellular component: microtubule associated complex; microtubule; neuronal cell body. Gene Ontology annotation, biological process: regulation of microtubule depolymerization; axonogenesis; microtubule cytoskeleton organization. The record is from RefSeq and is a predicted model, not a curated record. The coding region runs from base 1 to 7767 and encodes 2588 amino acids. Lineage: Eukaryota; Metazoa; Chordata; Actinopteri; Perciformes; Cyclopteridae. Gene Ontology annotation, molecular function: microtubule binding; actin binding.
AUGGUGCUUACUCCGGACGCAGUUGUCAUGGAGAUGGAAAAGCUCUCCUCCGGUGGCACUGUUACCAUGGAGAUCCCCGUCGCAGCGGAGCGAGCGGAGCCGGAGGAGAGCGUUCAGCACCACGGACAGCAGCACCGGAAACACCGCAUGCUGGUCGCCAUCGGAGAGAUUUCCACCGGCCAUCACCUCGACGCCGCCAAGGAACAGAUCACACAAGGUUUGCGUUCCUGGAGCAUCGACCCGACGGUCUGUGACCUGAACACGGAGCUGCAGCUGUUCAAGGCCAGGCACACCGCGCAGUUCUCUUCACAGGUCAAAGGUCAACGGAUUCUCCAGUAUCAGAGUGAUGUCCUCGAGACAGUGGUGCUGGUGAACCCAUCCGAGGAGACUGCUGCCUCCGAGAUUCGCUCUCUAAUCACUGACUCUGCCGGGAAUAAGUUGCUGAUACUGAGCGGCCAGAGCUCCGAGCAGGGAGGCGACAUCCUACUGCAAGCUGGAGCCUUCACCUGGCAGCACUUCUCCGACAUCGUCUCCAACCCUCAAGUGAUUGAAAUCCUGUCCAAGGCCUCUUCAGAGAAGCCAUCCAGGCUCACAGUUUCCUGUCAGGGAGACGGGGGCUGGAGCUCCCUUGGCCAAAGCCAGGAGCAGCAGUCAUUUCAAAGUUUUCUGGAAUACCGCCUGAAUCCCGAACCUCACCUGCCUGAGAUGGACGGAGUCACGGAGUUCACUGAGUACGUCUCGGAGACGGUCGAUGUGCCGUCGUCCUUUGACCUCCUGGAGCCCCCGACCUCUGGAGGUUUUCUGAAGCUGUCCAAACCCUGCUGCUACAUCUUCCCCGGCGGCCGGGGGGACUCCGCUCUGUUCGCCGUCAACGGAUUCAACAUCCUGGUGGAUGGAGGGUCCGAUCGGAAGUCUUGCUUUUGGAAGCUGGUUCGCCACCUGGACAGGAUCGACUCCGUUCUGCUCACCCACAUCGGUGCAGACAACCUCCCAGGCAUCAAUGGGUUGUUCCAGAGGAAGAUUGCGGAGCAAGAAGAGGUGCGCAACCAAGGAAGUGGAUCCAGUAGCCUGAUCUCUCCUGAGCUCGGGAUUGUGUUUUUUAACAUCCCAGAGAAGCUUCGAAUGCCUGAGUCCACGAUGAAAGUGAAGCGCAGCAUUGAGGAAGCUUCUCUUACCUUGCAGUACCUCAACAAGCUCGGUAUCACACCGGAGCCUCUUCACAGGGUGGUCAGCAACACUAUUGAACCCAUUACACUAUUCCACAAACUUGGUGUGGGAAAGUUAGACAUGUACGUCUUAAACCCUGUAAAGGAGAGCAAAGAGAUGCAGUUUCUAAUGCAGAAAUGGGCUGGGAACAGCAAAGCCAAGACAGGGAUUACGAUGGCCAAUGGAAAAGAAGGAGAAAUAUCGGUGCCCUAUUUGACAUCAGUUACCGCUCUUAUUGUAUGGAUUCCUCACCGUCCAACAGAAAAGAUAGUUAGGGUGCUCUUCCCUGGAAAUGCACCGCAAAAUAAAAUCUUCGAGGGCCUUGAGAAACUGAAACACCUCGACUUCCUGCGAUACCCUGUGGCUACCCAAAAAGAAAUGUCUUCCGGCGCACCUCCUCCCAUUAUCAAAACAACAAAAAUGAGAUCAAGAACUGACAGCAAAGAGAGUCUCAAGUCUUCACCGAAACCUCACUCUAAAACCACAAAGAAAGAAGCCGGUGGGCAGGAGGAAGAGUCCAAGAGUGAAAUCACUAAAGAGAAUAAGGUGGAAAAGAAGGAAGAGAAGAAAUUCAAAAGUCUAAAAGCCACCAAGCAACAGAAAAACAUUGAGGUGGCCCCUGUGGCAGCCAAGACAGAGAAAAAGAAAAUACCCAAGGAAAAAAGUGCCAAGAAUGAGAAGGUGUCCAAGAUGGAUGAAAAGAAAGACAAAGAGAAAAAAGAAAUCAAGAAAGAGAAACGUGAAGUAAAGAAGGAUGACAAUAUAAGAAAAGAAGAGAAAAAGGAAAGUAAAGCCAGGGAGGAUAAAAAGAAGGACCCGAGUAAACCGGAGCUGAGGAAAAUCACUAAACCUGACCUGAAGCCACUCACCCCUGAAGUGAGAAAAACUCUGCAUAAGGCGAAGACUCAGGCUAAGCCGAAGACGGACAAAAACAAAGCCGUGAAAGAGGAAGCGCUUGAGAAAAAGCCAGUCCCGAAGAACAUCCCAGAGGAGAUCGCAGCAGCAGCUUUGGCUGACAGGUCCAUCGUGUCCUCCCCAGAGGACCUCACUGAGGACUUUGAGGCUCUGAAACAAGAAGAGCGGUCCAAAGUGAAGACUGAGCCAAUCCAGAAUGACGUGAUGUUUGGUCAGUCACUGCACACAGAAACCAAAGUCCCGUCUUUAGUUUUCAAUGAUGAGAAAGUCACAUCACCAGCUACUGAUGCAAAAUCAGCUUCGCCCAAAACCCCUGUCGAACCGAUAAAAGACGACAAAGACAAAGACGCUGCAUUGCGAGUCGCAGCCGCUGAGAAGAGGGAACCAAGCGAUGACUUCGACAAGAAGUACGAAGAGGAGAAAAUGGAGAAAUAUGACAAAUACCUUGCAAAGGACGACGUAAGAGACAGAUCGAAGAAGAGCGAAAGCUCAGAGGAGGAGGGUGACGUCAUUGAAAAAGCUGACCUUGAAGGAACAGAAGACGACGAGUUCCUGAAAUAUAAAACAGAGGAGGCGAAAAGGGAGAAAACUGGAAAGGAAUGGGACGACAAGCCGGCUGACCCAAAACCUCCGUCAACCACAGCCCCGUGUGGGCAAGCAGCAGCCUCCGCCUCGGAGCAGUUCUCCUUCAUCCAAGACGAAACCAUCCCCGGCUACUCCGAGACCGAACAGACCAUCUCUGAUGAGGAGAUCCACGAGGAACCGGAAGAUAGGAUCCCACAGCUGCACUACGAUGUGGGCUCCUACGAAGUCUCUGUCCCCGACGUCCCUGGUACCUUUGACUCCAUGCACGGUAUAAAAGAGAUGAAGUGCCCCGGCCUGUCCGACGUCAAACCCAGAGCCUUCAUGGGAGGUCACGAGCAUGAACUUGCACAUUACCCCACCAUCCUCGCCGCUCCUCUUGCAGAGGAGGAGCACAUCUCCUCGGCGACUUCCAUCACAGAAUAUGACAAACUGUCGUCCUUUGCCACGUCUGUAGCCGAGGACCAGUCGAUAGCCUCUGUGACGGCGCCUCAGACCGAGGAGGCUGGGAAGAACUCUCUGAUGCUGGACACCAUCAACAGUAUUCCCUCACGGGCCGAGGCCGGCCAGGGGAAGGACUAUCUCCACUCAGCGGGAACCAUUUCGCCCACUUCUUCUCUGGAGGACGACAAGGGCUUCAAGUCUCCCUCCUCUGAUGAGUACCAGCCCAACAUUCCUGAGCUGGAGGGUGAUGCAAAGAUCAAAUCGGUGCACGAAGAAGACGAGGACGAGGAGGACGAGGACGAGGACCAGACUCCUAACGUCGACAUCCCUCUGGGUAAACUGCAAGAGGGCUACGAACAAGCAGCCUUCAUGAUGCUCCAGGAGAAGCAGAAAUCACCCUCUGCCACCUUUUCUCCUCCUCCUCUCUUUUCUACCUUGCAGUACUCUCCCACACAGGCUGUCAAAGAAAACCAGUCUCUCUUUAGCUCAGAGGGUUUUAAGACCGAUAUAAAGCCUAUUUCACCCCCUUCGCCUUUCUCCCCUAAGUUAGAAGAGUUCCACUUCAGGCAGGAGAGUGAGGAAAGAUGUCUAAGUCCAGAUGAUAGCACCAUGAAACUGGCCUCACCCACACAGUCUGUCCCUACAAGCAGUGGCUACUCUCCAACAGAAGAGAAACCCUUUAAGAUAGAAGACAAAGAUGAAGCCGAUAAAUCAGCCAAUGUCUCAGACAGUACGGCCUUUAUCUGUGACAAGACAGCGUCUGAAGAGUCCGAAGAAUCCAGUGAAGACAACGAGGAGGAAGAUGACUCUUACACCAAAAAGGAUCUACAGCCCACUGUUAAGGCCAAGCUUAUGGAGGCAAAAGAAGGUUGCUUCUUGGACGACGACUUCGCCUCUGAGGCAAAAUCUGCCAAGAUAGAAACAGAAGUCAAGAGCUCGGACAAGACGGAGGUGUUUUCCAGCACAGAGAAACCGCAAUCUGAAGAGAUUUACUCGGAUGAAGAUGAACAAGAUGAUGAUUUCCAAAGUGGGGAAGGCUCCCAUAAGCCCUUCUCAACAGAACAAAGUAAAGUAGACUCAGAAAAAGAAAGCGCAGAGGAAAUAGAUGCCGCUUUAAAGGAGCAAGAUAAAAGUGUUCAUUUCAGCCUCUACAAUUAUCCGGAGAAGGAAAGCAAGGAAAAGGCAUUGUAUAUAAGACAGGACACGCCCUAUGUUCAUGGCAAAACAUUCUCUUACAGUGACAUAUACGGCUCAGUGGACUCCGAUUCGUAUCGUCAGGAGUCUUUCGAUAAAGUGGAGAAGGACUCUGCAAAAGAUGAAGUGGAUUCGCAGAAACUAGAGCCUCCCCUGGCUCCGGUAACAACCAUGGACAAGAUGUCAGAGAAGGAGGGAUCUACCGUCUCUUAUGGAAAAGAGUCCUCCGCCUCACCGUGGCUCGACUCAAAGAGCACUUCUGCUACCCCUCCAUUUGAAGAUGUCCAAAAAGAGGAGGCAUUCGGAUACGACACAGGUAGCCGAUUCCCUUCAGUGGCUGAUAGACCCGAGGCCUCGUCCACUUCUCUGUCGCCAGAAAGAGACGAUUCUUUUAAAAGCCAGACUGACGGCACGAAGCCCCAGAAGUACUCCUCGAUGACACCGUUUGACGACAUUACCGCAGGCUACGGUGAGAAGGGAGGGUGUUUGGAGGUAGACAUGCGAAAACUGACAGCAAGGGAUGAGGAGGACUAUGAUGACGAUGUCGUCGAUGAAGACGAUGAUGACGAGGAAGACGAAGAUGAGGAGGAGGACGAAGACGACGACGGGGUUGCGGUUGAUUCUGAUAUGGAGAAAGGCGCCAAAGAGAAGUCAGAGAAGGAAGUAAAAAGUCCAAUCAGUGAAAUGUUUUGCUCAAAGAGGCCUGAAUUUAUGGCUGGAUACGGCCAGGGGAUGCCAAGCAGCUCCAGCUCACUCGCAAAGACUGAACACGAAGCAAAGACUGACUCUUCAUCCCUCGCUGGAAAGCCAACAGAUUUAGGAGCUACGGCUUUCUCUGGCUACUCCUCAGGGUUUGAGUACUCGUAUGGGAGUGGUGAGAAAGACUUGUUUUUAUCAAAUCAGACCACAGAUAAAGGUAAAGAGGAUUUCACUUUGAAAUCAACAGAGGACAGUUAUUACCAGAAUCAAAAAGCCGAUGCUGAUUCUGAGAAACAGAAAACACCAGACCUUCUGAGUAAGUCAUCACUGGACACAAGCUUUCAGUACACGACCACCGCUGCCCCUGGGUACUCCUCUUCUUCGGCCUAUAGCUACUCCUCCUCCACCUCGGGCUCCCUCUCCACCAGUCGUCAGUUCGGAGAGGAGCUGGGGACGUCCGCCGAGCCUCUCUUUGAGUACUCCUCCUUUAAAGAUGAACACUCACUGGUCAUGGACCCUUCCUUCUCUGGCGGCGCCAAAGACGACUAUCUGGAAGUGUCUGAGAAACAGAUCGCAGCUACAACCGCGGCCGAGUCCACCUCCAGCUUAGCUCGUUUCUCACCCCAAAGCCCAUUCGAGGAGGUCAAGUCCUUCCCCUCACUCUCGUCCACUGCCUUUGCCGAUGACAAGAAGGAGCAUACAACCUUAUUGGGUGGAGUUACGGACAAAGGCCCUCAAUCGGACUGCUUCUAUAAGCCUGAAUGGUCUGAAAGGUCCAAGCUGGACACGGCUGUUGGGUAUGGGGCCUCAGCAGGACCGUUUGCUCAACAUUCAGAUAUCUCCAAAGACAAAGAGGCAUCCAGUGCCGCCCUGUUUGGUGUCACUUCAUCACCGCGCCCUGACAUAGAAGGCAAGCAUUACUUUGAGGAGACGGACAGUAGCGAGGAAGAGGAUGAGGAGGCUUACAUGCGUGAGAUGACUCGGAGGUCGCCUUCCGGCGGCCUGGCUGGUAGCCUCUCAUUUUCUGACAAGCCCGUUGCUCCAGCGGCCUGUGAAAAGACAGAAGGUGGUCUCCCCAAUGUUCUCGGCUCCUACAUGCCCUCACCUCUCCAGGCCAACAAGCAGGACACCAUCAACGGCCCCACGGAGGUCAACGCAAGCGCCGCCUCAAUCCCUGCUGGUGCGGCUGCUGGUGCAGCAGCCGGCGGUUUGUCUUCAGGCCCGCCCAAGGAGGAGCCCAGAGAGGGAGCAGCUUAUAGGAGCUCUUUCGAGUGGGAGAUGUCAAAGACCCAGAUAGGGAUGGUGCCCGGAGACUCCCCUCCCCACUACCGUCACGAUGACGAGUUCGAAGAGGAGUGCGAGAUGGAGCCAGAGCACCCGGCCCGCCCGCUGUCCCUCUCCUCAACCGAUCAGCCGUUUCGCUCUCCGUUCUACGCCGAGGAGUGCAGCCGAGGAGGGCAGGACGACGACGAUGACGACGACAGCGAUCCGGAUCUUGCCGGCGAUGUGCCCAUGGGAGCCACCUCCUCUUACGCCAGUCGCAGCUCUCCUGGGUAUUCCUCCUCCGAGAGCAGGCAGCCCAAACAGGACCUCUCGCCAUCCUUCAUCAACCCGUGCAUGCGGCAGUUGUCCAGCGACGAGGACGAUGAGGAGCGUGAACGCAGAAGCGAUCAAUCGCAAGAGGCCGAUGGACACGAUCUGUCGGCCAAGACGAGGGCUCACAAGCUGCCCCAUCACCCCAGCGGCUCUCUGCAGUUAGCCGGCGGUAUGUCGGCAGGGCUGGUUCUGGCCACGGAGGACACACCGCCCACCUCCGUCAGCGAGUCUUUAGGCUCUCAGUCAGACUCCGAUGUCCCUCCAGGCACCGAGGAGUACCCUUCGGCCACCGGCGAAGGCAACAUGGACUCAGACGAGGACGCAGACUACAUGCCCAUUGAUAAAUUAUCUGCCACGGGAGGAGGAAGCCAUCAUUCCUCUAAGAGGAGCAACGACCCUCCUCCCGCUCCCCUCAUGGACCCCUACCCUCAACCCCCACGCCCAGACGUUUGCAUGGUGGACCCUGAUGCUCUGGAUAACGGCAUAGUGAAGAAGGAGCCAAAAGCCAAGGGCUUAAAGAAGACUUCGGGGAAAACCAAAUCGGCGUCCCCGGCCAGGCGCAAGAGGUCGCCCAUGCCCGUCAAACAGAUGCCGUCUCCUCGCAGCGCCUCGCUGAAGAAGAAGGAGGCCGACAAGAGCUCUCGCAUGUCUCGCAUGUCGGACGGACAGGGCUCCAAAGACGACGACCUCUCCAGGUCGAGCUACAACCCCGGCAAGACGCUGACCAACGGUGUCAAGAGCAGUUCAGGAUCUCAGAAGACCGGCUCUGCAGUUGCUCCCGGCCUUCCCAUUUAUGUGGACUUGGCCUACAUUCCCAACCACUGCAACGCCAAGAACGUGGACCAAGAGUUCUUCAAGCGCGUUCGCUCCGCGUACUACGUGGUGAGCGGGAACGACGCGGCGAGCGGCGAACCCGGCCGAGGAGUCCUGGACGCGCUGCUGGACGGCAAAGCUCAGUGGGGAUCGAACCUACAGGUGACACUGAUCCCGACCCACGACACGGAGGUGACCCGUGACUGGUACCAGCAGACCCACGAGAGGCAGCAGGAGCUCAACAUCAUGGUCUUGGCCUCCAGCAGCACCGUCGUCAUGCAGGACGAGUCCUUCCCCGCCUGCAAGAUCGAGUUCUAG